Messenger RNA from Tricharina praecox, 964 nucleotides. Its product is annotated as histidine phosphatase superfamily. The transcript is spliced from 2 exons. Gene Ontology annotation, molecular function: phosphatase activity. Bases 251 to 964 code for a protein of 237 amino acids. Gene Ontology annotation, cellular component: cytoplasm. Lineage: Eukaryota; Fungi; Ascomycota; Pezizomycetes; Pezizales; Pyronemataceae. The record is from RefSeq and is a predicted model, not a curated record.
CAUUGAAAACCUUCUCACCAAGUCACCGGCGGUACGCAUAUAGAGUUGAGUAAUCGUACGCACGUUUGGAGUGACGUCAAAACGGUCCGCAACUCGGCUCGGCUCGGUUUGCUCGACUUGACUUGACUCGACUCAACGGCUAUUCAUCCAUCCAGGCACCCCUCUAUCUCGACUUCAAUCCACUCCUUCCCAUUCCACCACCGUAUCACAACCACCAGCAGCAGCACCACCAGCACAACCGCCAUCCAUAAUGGCCCCCAAGAUCGUCACCCUGAUCCGCCACGGCCAAGCAGAACACAACGUAAACGAGCGCUACCACAUCCGGGACCCAUACCUGACUCCGCUAGGGGAGACACAAUGCCUCACCCUGCCGGACCGCUUCCCCCCCUCCCCCCCAGUAUCCCUCCUCGUCAGCUCUCCCCUCAAGCGCACAAUCCAAACGACCCUCCUCGGAUUCCCCACGCAGAUCCACUCCGGCGUGCCGGUGCUUUUGCUGCCACAGCUACAAGAGACCUCCUCUCUCCCCUGCGACACAGGCAGCGACGUGCCCAUCCUGCGGGCAGAUCCAAUGCUGAAGCGGACGGCGCACGGAUCCCGCGCCGUCCUCGACUUUUCGGCGUGUGAAGCUGCCGCAUCGGAGUGGACGAGCAAGAAGGGGUUUUGGGGGCCGGAUCCGGCCGCGCUGACGGAGCGUGCGCGGUGGGUGAGGAAGUGGCUCAGGGAAAGGCCCGAGGAAAAUGUUGUCUGCGUGCUCCAUGGUGGGUUUCUGCACUAUCUCACCGAGGAUUGGAAGGGCACGGGGGAUUUUCCGGGAACGGGCUGGUCGAAUACUGAGUGUAGAACUUAUGUGUGGGUGGGCGAUACGGAUUCGCUACAGGAGACUGAGGAGAGUAAGAAGCAUCGUACUCAUGGAAAGCCGCUGGGCAAGACGGAGUUGAAUCAGUUCUUGAGUAGUCAUACCUGA